This is a messenger RNA of Tarenaya hassleriana, 1626 nucleotides long. Its product is annotated as collagen alpha-1(III) chain-like. The transcript has 4 exons. Lineage: Eukaryota; Viridiplantae; Streptophyta; Magnoliopsida; Brassicales; Cleomaceae. The record is from RefSeq and is a predicted model, not a curated record. Bases 1 to 1626 code for a protein of 541 amino acids.
AUGAACAAGUUCUCUUUUUAUGCAACCUUGGCUCUUGUCCUUGCGGUAUUUGUCGGACCCUUAACCGCUUUGGCUCGAUCGGUGCAAUCUCAGCCGUUGGAUCUAUCAUAUUCGUCAUUCGGAGAUCUAGCAAAGAAUGUUCCAGUACUUCUAUCAAGUCCCGACAAGCGCGGGAACCACGGCUCUCCGACCCCUUCUCCUGACGUGAGAUCUCAGCCGUUGGAUGUAUCGUAUUCAUCAUCUGGAGAACUACUGAAGAAUGUUCCAGUGCCUCCAUCAGGUCCCGGCAAGCGCGGAAACCACGGCUCUCCGACCCCUUCUCCUGACGUGAGAUCUCAGCAGAUGGAUCUAUCGUAUUCGUCAUUCGGAGAACUAGCAAAGAAUGUUCCAGUGCCUCCAUCAGCUCCUGGAGAAUAUCAAAAUGAUGAAAAUGGUCUUCAGAACGCAGAAGACAAUGAGAUUUCCAUCAACUACAUCCAUAAUGGAAAGAUUCCCGACAAGCGCGGGAACCACGGCUCUCCGACUCCUUCUCCUGACGUGAGAUCUCAGCCGUUGGAUGUAUCGUAUUCAUCAUCUGGAGAACAACCGAAGAAUGUUCCAGUGCCUCCAUCAGGUCCCGGCAAGCGCGGGAACCACGGCUCUCCGACCCCUUCUCAUGACGUGAGAUCUCAGCCGUUGGGUCUAUCGUAUUCGUCAUUCGGAGAGCUAUCAAAGAAUGUUCCAGUGCCUCCAUCAGCUCCUGGCAAGGGCGGCAACCACGGCUCUCCGACUCCUUCUCCUGACGUGAGAUCUCAGCCGUUGGAUGUAUCGUAUUCAUCAUCUGGAGAACUACCGAAGAAUGUUCCAGUGCCUCCAUCAGGUCCCGGCAAGCGCGGGAACCACGGCUCUCCGACCCCUUCUCAUGACGUGAGAUCUCAGCCGUUGGGUCUAUCGUAUUCGUCAUUCGGAGAGCUAUCAAAGAAUGUUCCAGUGCCUCCAUCAGCUCCUGGCAAGGGCGGCAACCACGGCUCUCCGACUCCUUCUCCUGACGUGAGAUCUCAGCCGUUGGAUGUAUCGUAUUCAUCAUCUGGAGAACAACCGAAAACCGAGCGCCUCCAUCAGGUCCCGGCAAGUCCCGGCAAGCGCGGGAACCACGGCUCUCCGACCCCUUCUCCUGACGUGAGAUCUCACUCGUGGGAUCUAUCGUAUUCGUCAUUUGGAGAACUAGCAAAGAAUGUUCCAGUGCCUCCAUCAGCUCCUGGCAAGGGCGGCAACCACGGCUCUCCGACUCCUUCUCCUGACGUGAGAUCUCAGCCGUUGGAUGUAUCGUAUUCAUCAUCUGGAGAACAACCGAAAAAUGUUCCAGUGCCUCCAUCAGGUCCUGGCAAGCGCGGGAACCACGGCUCUCCGACCCCUUCUCCUGACGUGAGAUCUCAGCCGUUGGAUUUAUCGUAUUCGUUAUUCGGAGAACUAGCAAAGAAUGUUCCAGUGCCUCCAUCAGCUCCUGGCAAGGGCGGCAACCACGGCUCUCCGACCCCUUCUGCUGACGUGAGAUCUCAGCCGUUGCAUGUAUCGUAUUCAUCAUUUGGAGAACUGUCAGAAGAAUACUCCAGUGCCUCCAUCAACACCCAACAUGCGUCGCGAUAA